Diuraphis noxia (Russian wheat aphid) is the source of this 481-nucleotide messenger RNA. RefSeq names its product ATP synthase F(0) complex subunit k, mitochondrial-like. Lineage: Eukaryota; Metazoa; Arthropoda; Insecta; Hemiptera; Aphididae. The record is from RefSeq and is a predicted model, not a curated record.
UACACUUGAUGCAAUAUUUUUUGUUGAUAAAGAAAAAGAAAACUCCCAAGUAAUCCCAGCUCGCGUGCAGUCGUGCGUGUUUUCACAGUUUUGUCAAUCAAAUUCUGUAAUUCUGUUUUAUCGUACCGUUGUUUCUCCAGUUCUCCACUAAGAAAAAAUGGCGCAUGAAGAAGGAGACCCAGCUGAAAUCGCAAAGUUAACCGGCGUCGGCAAAUACUUCAACACUAUUACGACCAAAGGACGGGUUAACAUUGUAUGUGCAACCUAUGGAACCAUUGCUGUUGGAUAUCUAUUAUACAAAAUGCGCAGCCCAAAAGCAGAAAAACCUAGUUCUUCUUGAAUACAUUUUUUGAUUAAUUUUAGAGAUGCUUCUUAGAUUUAGGUUAUAUGUUUUGAUUAUUAUUUUAAGAUUAAUUUCAUAUAAAAAGAAUUAUAAUUAAGGAAUCAUAUUAAAUAAAGAUACCACAAUGUUCUUUAUUUA